UGGAAUUUGUACGUUCUGUCCCCCGUUCUGUAUGGGUUUCCUCGCAGAGCCAAAAAGACAAAACAUCCGAUGUAUUAUUUAGCAAAACAUUCGGAUGUAAAAAAUGACCUGCAAAUUACGUAAUUGCGAUCACACGUAGCAAUAUUGCCCCCUUACCACAGAGCACUUGGCAGAACCGUCCUGUAAGAGAGUUUCAGAUUCGUUGAGGGCUUUCGCGUAAACAAGUGCAGUAAUAAUAAUAAAAGUAAACAAUCGUCAUGACGGGAGCGCUCGAAGUGUGCGAGCCUGUCACGUGCGCCUACCGCGCUGUGCUGCAUUGUGGGCAGCAGAGGGCAGUGCGAAAACCUUCCCCAUUGUUGUUGUACUUUGCUGCUACCGUCCUGAUGGGUCUGCUCUCCAUCUUCACUCAACUGCACCGGCCAGAGCGUGGUGAAGUGUGUUGGAAUAACCAUCCACAUGGCCGCAUGGAAUGGGGAGGCCCUUAUUCAGCAGUGGAAAGGACAGAGGGUUUAAAAAAAAAAUAUGAUCAUCGUUAGAAAUUACAUGAAUGUUUAUUUGAGUCCUAUGUAUUUUUAUUUUGCGUAUGUGCAGAUUAAUGGACACAGGACUUCUCACCGAUUAUAGUCUGGGCCGCCGGUAGGCUGGAGCAGGCACUGGUCGACAGAGUAGGCACGUGACUUGUAGCGCCUACGGCCCAUAAUAGGCGCUUGCGAACGACACUUGCCCCAACAGUCUGUUGAAAGCUACAUGGGGGGGGAUCUUUGGCUUGUGCCCACCCGCAGGUACGGUGAUGGUGCGCGCCGGCGAGCAGGGCCAGCUCUUCCUCAUCCAGCAGUCGGUGCUGGCGCAGGCCGGUGGCGCCGCCCCCCACGCCGCCCCCGUGCCCCCCUCCCCCACCGUGGCCACGGUGGCGCACGCCCCCAGCCCACCGGCCGCCAGCCCCGCCACUCAACCGCAGCAGGGAGUGCGGCUGGCCGCGCUGCAGAUUGCAUCGGUGACGCCGCCGGUGGGGGGGCACCCACGCUCGCCGCUGCCACGCCGGCCCCUCCCGCAGGGCCCGCUCUUCCCGCCAGCCAGCCUCCGCUCGUCUUCACGCCGGAGGUGAUGGAGAACGUCAAGAAGUGCAAGAACUUCCUCUCGACGCUCAUCAAGCUGGCGUCGUCCGGCCAGCAGUCGCCCGAGACGACGCGCAACGUCAAGGAGCUGGUGCAAAACCUCCUGGAUGCCAAGAUGGAACCGGAGGAGUUCACAUCGCGGCUGCAGAAGGAGCUCAAGUCGUCGCCACAGCCCUACCUCGUGCCCUUCCUCAAGAAAAGCCUGCCGGCCGUGCGCUACCUGGCGCAGAACCCGCAAGCGCCGACCCAGUCGGCCCCGCAGCUCAACGCGAUCGGACCCCCGGCGACCUCGACCGGCGCCGCGCGACCCCUGGGAGCGCAGACGCACGCGGCGCAGGCACCGCUACACACGGUUCUGACGACGCAGCAUGGGGGUGGAGUGAAGCAGAUUGUGCUGCAGUCGCAGGCUCGCGGCAGUACACACAUCAAGCCCGGCACGGUGGUCAAGACUCAGGGCCCUGCUCUCAUCAGGCCACCCCCCACAGGCGUGCCGGGAGCCACCGGGCUGCAGGCAUCGGCGAGCCAGAAGGGGAAGAUGAAGGAUCCUGGGGGCGGCACUUUCAAGGACGAUGACGACAUCAACGACGUCGCCUCCAUGGCGGGCGUGAACAUCAACGAGGAGAGCGCACGCAUCGCGGCCACGGGCUCCGACACGGUGGGGACGCAGAUCCGCUCGUGCCGUGACGAGGCCUUCCUGUCGGCAGGGCCCCUCCAGCGCCGCCUGCUCGACAUUGGCCGGCGGUACGGCGUGACGGAGGUGCCUGCGGACGUGGUGGGGUUGGUGUCGCACGCGGCGCAGGAGAGGCUCAAGAACCUGGUGGAGAGGCUGAGCGUCAUCGCACAGCACCGCACGGAGACGUACAGGGACUCGGACGACUCGGAGCAGAUGAGCGACGUGAGGUCUCAGCUGAGGUUCUUCGAGCAGCUCGACCGCCUGGAGAAGCAGCGCAAGGAUGAGCAGGAGCGCGAGAUUCUACUCAGGGCGGCCAAGAGUCGGUCUCGACAAGAAGACCCAGAACAAGCCCGGCUCAAGCAGAAAGCAAAAGAGAUGCAGCAAGCGGAGCUGGCUCAGAUGCGCCAGCGAGAAGCGAACCUGACGGCGCUCGCGGCAAUCGGGCCACGCAAGAAGCGGAAACUCGAUUCGCCAGGGCCGGGCACGCCGGGGGAGGCCGGGGGUGGGGGGCCCGGCGCUUCGUCUUCCGGCGGCACCGGCGCGGCGGGAGGCAGCGGCGGGGGGGCGGCGGAGGCCGUCGCGGGGCCCGGCGGCGGCGGUGGCGGCGGCGGCGGCGGCGGCGGCGGGGUGCCGGGCACGCCGACGAGACCGUCGCAGCGAGCGCGCUUCACCAGGGUCAACCUGCGCGACCUCGUCUUCUUGCUGGAACAAGAUCGCGAGACGGCGCACUCGCGCGUGCUGUACCGCGCGCAGCUCAAGUGACGCUCGCUUUACGUCUCGGGCCGCCGACGAGGGCGAGGGGUGGGGGGGCACAGAGAGACAGAGAGAUCGGAGGCGCCGAGAUCGCCCCCCCCCCCCUCCCCGACGCCCCGGGUGCUGGAAUCUAACCGGGUCUACCUCCCGGUUUGGCGGGGACCGGACCGGGCCGCGGUCGGUGUUUUGGGCCCUUCCCCUCCGCUUGGAGCGGAAGUUUGACUUGCACGGCAGCGGACGGCUUGCGAGGAUGACGGUGGCCGACGUGCAACGUCGCCUCGGCUCAAGGAGAGAGAGAGAGAGAGCGGACGGACGGACGCCAGUUCCUCGCACUGGUCAACCCGGGACCGCACCGACACAUGGAACGUGACUCGUCGACCGACCGAAUUGACUGACCGACAGACCGACCGCUCUUGCGAGAGAGCGAAUGACCGACUUGCCGACCAAACGAAUGACCGACGGAGCGACUCGCCUCCCCCCCCCCCCCCGCCAACCGUUUGACCCACAUGACCCAUCGAACGAACGACCAGCCGACCGAACUAACAAACGACCGACAAAUGCCCGAACGACGACAACGACCAGACCCCCCCCACUAACCGAUCGACCGCGAGACGCCAAAUUGAGGCAGCUCGCAAAAAACGCGGUUCUUACCGAAGGGCUCCCUUCCGUACACACGUAGCCGCCCCCCUCACCCCACAGAACCAAUGAAUGGUGGCGAGGGUGGAGAAAGGGGGGCCUUGCCUCUAACCGCAACCCCCGAGUCACCGCCAUCCGCGCCCCACCCCCCCUCCCCACCGCCUACCAGCACCCCUCCGACGCUAUAAUCACGCGCGGUCAACACGUCGCGAGGUUUUUUUUUUAAUCGCCAGAGGUCUUGUUUGUUUGUGCGUGCGUGCACGCGUGUCCAUCUGGUGCGGCGUUUGUGUGUGUUUUUUUAUUUUUUACACGCACCGGUUCGUAUCGCUCGCGGCGUCGAGACUCGUGUACACGACCUGCAGAGGGACAGGAAAUGAAAAACAAUUGCACUUGACCUGUGUGUGUGUGUGUGUGCCGUCAGGAAAAAAAAGAGGGCUCGUUCUUGUGUAGUAAGAGGGCCCCCCCCUUACGCCCCCUUCACUGCCCGCGCGCGCGCGUGCGUUGUACAUUGUGUGUAUGUGUGUGUGUGUAAAUACGAGGCGAGGACUUUAAUACAUGUGGUGUUUAUAAAUGAGAAUUUGAGAAGUGGUAUUUUAAUAGAACUUUGAACCAGCGGCACGCGAACUGAGAAGUCGGGAGUACGAGAUAUAUAUACGAGUCUUGUAUGCAUUUUAUAAGAAAAAAAUAUCCUAAUAACUAAGAUUCUUUAUUUUCAAUAAUUUUUUGCUCUAAAGUAAAUAUUGUCUACAUUUAUUUUCACGGUGUGCGUAG
Lethenteron reissneri (Far Eastern brook lamprey) is the source of this 3948-nucleotide messenger RNA. RefSeq names its product transcription initiation factor TFIID subunit 4-like. The record is from RefSeq and is a predicted model, not a curated record. Gene Ontology annotation, biological process: transcription initiation at RNA polymerase II promoter; DNA-templated transcription. NCBI's taxonomy places the organism in Eukaryota, Metazoa, Chordata, Hyperoartia, Petromyzontiformes, Petromyzontidae. Gene Ontology annotation, cellular component: transcription factor TFIID complex. Gene Ontology annotation, molecular function: RNA polymerase II general transcription initiation factor activity; DNA binding; protein heterodimerization activity.